Neurospora hispaniola is the source of this 1332-nucleotide messenger RNA. RefSeq names its product beta-lactamase/transpeptidase-like protein. The transcript has 3 exons. Lineage: Eukaryota; Fungi; Ascomycota; Sordariomycetes; Sordariales; Sordariaceae. The record is from RefSeq and is a predicted model, not a curated record. The coding region runs from base 1 to 1332 and encodes 443 amino acids.
AUGGCACCCACCUACAACUUAGAAACCACCAUCCAAAAGGCCAUCGACGACGGAAUCGUCCCCGGUGUAGUCCUCUACGCCCGCAACAAAGAUGGAACCCUCAACUACUCCCACGCCGCCGGCUAUGCCUCCCUCUGCCCUUCCAAUCCGCGCCCCAUGACAACGCACACCAUCCUCGCCCUAGCUUCCAUGACCAAACUCCUUACCUCCAUCUCCAUCCUCCAACUUCUCGACUCUCCCUCCUACCGUGACUCAUUUCCCCUAGGCCUCGACACUCCCGUCACCGACCCCUCCUACCCUAAAACUUACCUCCCCGACCUUGCUUCGUUGCCUAUUUUGUCUCCAACAACCACCGACCCCUUCGCCACCCGCUCCCGCACAAAGCAUAUAACAGCCAGACACCUGCUCACCCACUCCUCCGGGUGCGGGUACACCUUCCUCCACCCCUCCCUGAUCGCCUGGAAUGAAUGGAAGCUAAAGCAGCAAGGCAAGACCCCCCAUUUGCCGAUAGCAACGGCCUUUGCGCAGACGGUUCCCGAACAGUUUUCCUGUCCGCUUUUGUUUGAACCGGGCGAAGGGUGGGCGUACGGGUGCGGGAUAGAUUGGGUCGGGUGGAUGCUCGAAAAAGUGAGUGGUAUGAGUUUGGAUGAUUGGCUGCAAGAGAAUUUGGUGAAGAAGUUGGGAUUGGAAAAGGGCAAGGUGACGUUCUAUCCCGAGAGGGUGUGGCCGACUGAGGGGGAAGAGGGGAAGAGGGAACGAGUGGCGGAGAUGGGGAAGAGGGAGGAAGGGAAUGGGGUGGGGACGGCGGGAGGUGGAGGAUAUGCAAGAAAGACCAAACACGUUGACUCGCCGCAGCUGAUGAAGCCGGCUGAUCGAGGGGCGUUUGGUGGGCAGGGAGGGUUUGCGGAUUUGGGGGCGUUUUGUGAGGUGGUGCAUUCAUUGCUGGUGGAUGAUGAACGACUCUUGAAGAAGGAGACGGCGCAGCUGCUUUUUGAGGGGCAGUUGAAGGAGGAAAAAGCGAAGCAAGCUAUAAAUGAGGGUAUGAAGACGCCUGAGUGGGUGGUGGGUUAUGUGGAGGUGCCAGCCGAGGCAAAGGGGUUGGUAUAUGAUUGGAGUGCGGGUGGACUGCACGUUGUUGAACCGGGGAAGGCAGACCAAAGUGGGAGGUGGAGGAGGAAGGGGUAUCUGGGGUGGGGAGGGGUAUUCAACUUGAAUUGGGCCGGUGUUUGUGGAGUGUUUGGGGCGCAGACUUUGGACCCGUGUGACCCCUUGAUUGAACCCUUGAUCAAGGAUUUCGAGAAGGAGAUCUAUGAGAAGCAUGGCGUGAAGUGA